Panicum virgatum (switchgrass) is the source of this 664-nucleotide messenger RNA. Its product is annotated as CLAVATA3/ESR (CLE)-related protein 10-like. The transcript has a single exon. Lineage: Eukaryota; Viridiplantae; Streptophyta; Magnoliopsida; Poales; Poaceae. Bases 25 to 375 code for a protein of 116 amino acids. The record is from RefSeq and is a predicted model, not a curated record.
UCGAUCAAGACUUCAAGAGCGCCAAUGAUGGAGCCUUCGCAUUGCCUCUGUCUCCUUUUCCUGGCCUCCAUCCUCUUGGCCUCAUCGGCCGUCGUCACCGUGUCGGUGUCGCCGAAGGAGGCGACCACCCAGGAGAAGGCCUGGACGGCGAGGGCGCCGGCGGCGUUGCAGCCCGACGAGGCCUUCCUCGCCCACCUCUGCGAGCAGCAGCGCGGGGAGCACCUCCCGUCGUGCGAGCAGCUGCACGCCAGGCGCCGCAGCGGCGGCCACCACCUGCCGAUGCCGCCCCCCAGCCGCGACGGCGAGGAGAUCGACCCACGCUACGGCGUGUCCAAGCGGCUCGUGCCGAGCGGGCCCAACAGGCUGCACAACUGAUCGUAGAAGGGGCGCGCGCGGCCGUUAGUUUUUCUUGCUAGCUGCAUCUCGUAUCGUUUUUUCUUUCUCCAGAGGAUUCUUGCAUCGCUAGCUUUCUUAAUCAUCACUUGGAAAGGGUUGAUAAUGGAGGAUGAGGCACCUAUGCAACAUACUCGGAUCUUCAUUAUAUUACAGUUAGAUCCAAUCUUAGUACUAGCAUGCACUCUCAUUUUGUUGAUAAUUAAGAGGGGUAGAUUGGCUGCUUUCUUUUGCAGUGAAUGACUGAAUGUACCUUGUAUUACUUAUAUAC